Messenger RNA from Protopterus annectens (West African lungfish), 3447 nucleotides. Its product is annotated as tenascin-N-like. Bases 1 to 3447 code for a protein of 1148 amino acids. NCBI's taxonomy places the organism in Eukaryota, Metazoa, Chordata, Ceratodontiformes, Protopteridae. Gene Ontology annotation, molecular function: protein binding. The record is from RefSeq and is a predicted model, not a curated record. The transcript is spliced from 14 exons.
AUGGGAGCUGCCAGUGCCCCGAUUUAUGCCAACCUAGUCCUAUUGGAUUGGAAAGAGCAAGCCAUAUUUAAAAGUAAAUGGAUGAAAUAUAUUAGAUGUUAUAUCAGAUUUUUAGAUGAUGUGUUUAUUCUGCGGAAUGGUAGUGAACCUGCAGUGGAGGAAUUUGUCGGAUAUCUGUAUACAUCUAAUUCUUUUCUCAAGUUUACAUAUCAUGCAAGUAAAGAAGGACCACUUACCAUUCAAUUUAUUUCCUUGUCAAAUAUUACAACCACUUCCAUAUCAUUAUACUGGAAAAAGGCCACAACAGGUGAAGGCAAAUUAUACAGAGUACAAGUUGAAGGAUCUCCAUCUUUCAAUCAAACAGUGUUGACUGAGAAUGUUACUAUCACGGGACUUACUCCAGGGUACAACUUUACUAUCAGCGUUUUUACGCUUGCAGCUGACAAUACUACAGAAAGUGAUCCAGCAACAGUAUCCAUAUUCACAAAACCAGAUGAGGUGCAAAACCUCAUGGCUGAUACUAUUAAUACAACGUCUGUCUUACUAACAUGGAACCAUCCAAUUGGCGAUGCUUACUCUUACAAAGUACAAAUUGAAGGACUGCCAUCAAUGGAUCAAACAGUAUUUACUGAAUCUGCAACUAUGACCAACCUUACUCCAGGAAGUAACUAUACUUUUAAAGUGAUUGCGGUAGCAUCUGAUAAUAUAACACAGGGAAAGUCUGCAGGAAUAUCCAUAUUUACAAAGCCUGAAAUGCCAAACAACCUUACAAUAACAAAUACCACAACAACAUCAAUGUUCCUGACAUGGACUGCUCCAGUAGGACUUCACAGCUACUACAUCAUUAAUACCACUGGAAGUUCUUCUGAGAGUAUGGUUGUAGAAACUGACUAUGUUAACAUCACAGGACUGAUCCCAGGAGGAAACUACAGUAUCAGUGUUUCAGCACAUUCAUUUGAUGGGACGAUUGAAGGAGACAGUGUAUCAAUGAAAGGGUCUACCAAGCCUGAAAUGCCAAACAACCUUACAAUAACAAAUACCACAACAACAUCAAUGUUCCUGACAUGGACUGCUCCAGUAGGACUUCACAGCUACUACAUCAUUAAUACCACUGGAAGUUCUUCUGAGAGUAUGGUUGUAGAAACUGACUAUGUUAACAUCACAGGACUGAUCCCAGGAGGAAACUACAGUAUCAGUGUUUCAGCACAUUCAUUUGAUGGGACGAUUGAAGGAGACAGUGUAUCAAUGAAAGGGUCUACCAAGCCUGAAAUGCCAAACAACCUUACAAUAACAAAUACCACAACAACAUCAAUGUUCCUGACAUGGACUGCUCCAGUAGGACUUCACAGCUACUACAUCAUUAAUACCACUGGAAGUUCUUCUGAGAGUAUGGUUGUAGAAACUGACUAUGUUAACAUCACAGGACUGAUCCCAGGAGGAAACUACAGUAUCAGUGUUUCAGCACAUUCAUUUGAUGGGAUGAUUGAAGGGGACAGUGUAUCAAUGAAAGGGUCUACCAAGCCUGAAAUGCCAAGGAACCUUACAAUAACAAAUACCACAACAACUUCACUGUUCCUGACAUGGACUGCUCCAGUAGGACUUCACAGCUACUACAUCAUUAAUACCACUGGAAGUUCUUCUGAGAAUAUGGUUGUAGAAACUGACUAUGUUAACAUCACAGGUCUGAUCCCAGGAGAAAACUACAGUAUCAGUGUUUCAGCACAUUCAUUUGAUGGGACAAUUGAAGGGGACAGUGUAUCAAUGAAAGGGUCUACCAAGCCUGAAAUGCCAAGGAACCUUACAAUAACAAAUACCACAACAACAUCAAUGUUCCUGACAUGGACUGCUCCAGUAGGACUUCACAGCUACUACAUCAUUAAUACCACUGGAAGUUCUUCUGAGAGUAUGGUUGUAGAAACUGACUAUGUUAACAUCACAGGACUGAUCCCAGGGGGAAACUACAGUAUCAGUGUUUCAGCACAUUCAUUUGAUGGGACAAUUGAAGGAGACAGUGUAUCAAUGAAAGGGUCUACUAAGCCUGAAAUGCCAGCGAACAUUACAAUAACAAAUACCACAACAACAUCAAUGUUCCUGACAUGGACUGCUCCAGUAGGACUUCACAGCUACUACAUCAUUAAUACCACUGGAAGUUCUUCUGAGAGUGUGGUUGUAGAAACUGACUAUGUUAACAUCACAGGACUGAUCCCAGGAGGAAACUACAGUAUCAGUGUUUCAGCACAUUCAUUUGAUGGGAUGAUUGAAGGGGACAGUGUAUCAAUGAAAGGGUCUACCAAGCCUGAAAUGCCAGGGAACCUUACAAUAACAAAUAUCACAACAACAUCAAUGUUCCUGACAUGGACUGCUCCAGUAGGACUUCACAGCUACUACAUCAUUAAUACCACUGGAAGUUCUUCUGCGAGUAUGGUUAUACAAACUGACUAUGUUAACAUCACAGGACUGAUCCCAGGAGGAAACUACAGUAUCAGUGUUUCAGCACAUUCAUUUGAUGGGACAAUUGAAGUUUUCAGUGAAUCAAUGAAAGGGUCUACUAAGCCUGAAACACCAAGGAACCUUACAAUAACAAAUACCACAACAACAUCAAUGUUCCUGACAUGGACUGCUCCAGUAGGACUUCACAGCUACUACAUCAUUAAUAUCACUGGAAGUUCUUCUGAGAGUAUGGUUGUAGAAACUGACUAUGUUAACAUCACAGGGCUGAUCCCAGGAGGAAACUACAGUAUCAGUGUUUCAGCACAUUCAUUUGAUGGGACGAUUGAAGGAGACAGUGUAUCAAUGAAAGGGUCUACCAAGCCUGAAAUGCCAGGGAACCUUACAAUAACAAAUAUCACAACAACAUCAAUGUUCCUGACAUGGACUGCUCCAGUAGGACUUCACAGCUACUACAUCAUUAAUACCACUGGAAGUUCUUCUGAGAGUAUGGUUGUAGAAACUGAUUAUGUUAACAUCACAGGACUGAUCCCAGGAGGAAACUACACUAUCAGUGUUUCAGCACAUUCAUUUGAUGGGACAAUUGAAGUUUUCAGUGAAUCAAUGAAAGGGUCUACUAAGCCUGAAACACCAAGGAACCUUACAAUAACAAAUACCACAACAACAUCCAUGUUCCUGACAUGGACUGCUCCAGUAGGACUUCACAGCUACUAUAUCAUUAAUACCACUGGAAGUUCUUCUGAGAGUAUGGUUGUAGAAACUGACUAUGUUAACAUCACAGGACUGAUCCCAGGAGGAAACUACAGUAUCAGUGUUUCAGCACAUUCAUUUGAUGAGGCGAUUGAAGGAGACAGUGUAUCAAUGAAAGGGUCUACCACUUUAGUGGCUAAAGCGUGGACAAUUACAAAUACUCCUGUCCAGAAAUCUAGAACAGAGCUGACUUCACAAGAUGCUGAUGGCCAGAUGAGUCAAUGUGGUCAGAAGGUGAUAACAUACUAG